CGCAUAAACCCAACGUGUUUCUGUUUACCUCCAGUGUGUGAGUGUGUUUCUGUUCAGACACGCGUGGCUGGUUGUACCGCGGGAGAAGGGGGUGUUUUUAUAUUUUUAUGGCUUGAUAUCAUUAAGUUUAAGGCCGAGCCUCGGCUGCAGCACGAGGCCCGAGCCCGGGCCGCCGCCACCUGGCUGAUGCCAUCUGCCAGCAUCCUCUGAGAAAUUUAUCCAAGUAACGUUAACCGCGGUUAGCACGGUGGCUAACUCAGCUAAUUCACUGCUACAGACAGAAGAGAGAUGAUGGACGAGAGAGGAGUCGAGCCGUCUUGGCCGUGAUGUUUCUCCUCGCCGUGAGUUUUUCUGGCGGCGACGGGUCGGCCGGUUCAGACUGCAGCCCGUCAACCACAGAGACGAACAGCGCGGUGCGUUUACUGUCAGCUGUGCUCGACCCACAGAGAGCCGAGCAGAGCCAGAGGCAACACCUGGAGGCGCUGUUCAACAGAUAUGGAGAAAACGGGACCAUCUCUCUGGCCGGCUUAAAGCGUCUCUUACAGAAUGUGGGGCUGGAUCGGAUCAGGACUGUUACUGUGCAGCAUCACGAGCAACGCCAUCACGACCACCAACAUCACCACCACCACGAAGGUGAACACCAUCACCACCACCAUGGUCAUGAGCACAACAACAAACAUCACCAGAAACACGUUCACGGUGAACCCUCUCAGCCCAGAAAGUUUCCAAAGACUCCCGAAGUCUCAAAAGAUCAGGACAGCCGUCACAACCUGCACGACAAGAAGACUGUGGGGGCGGCGGCUCAGGAGGUCGGCACCACGGCAGUGUACAGCGCCCAGCUGGAGGUGAAACCAGGUGAAGCUCAUAAGAGACAAGACGGCAGCCCAGAAAAACCCAGUCCUGCAGGGGAGGAAACCACCAGGGCGUCUGCCAGACUGGUCACUGAAAGCCAGAUACAGAUGGCUGCAGUCAGCCGGGGGGAUCAUCUUAACCACGACCAUGAUCACGAUCACGACCAUAUUAACCAGGAUCUUCCAAGCAAUCGAAGCGUGGGCAGUGCAGAGUGUCUGAACGCCUCCAGCAUCCUCUCCUCACAUGGGAUGUCUCAGGAGGUGGGCGUGACCCUCGCUGACUUCAGCCUCCUCUGCCCCGCCCUCCUCAACCAGAUUGAUGGCGGAGCGUGCAUCCUGCACGGAGGCGCUGCAGAGCACGGGGAGAAAGACCAUAAACAUGCUCACGCUCACCAUGGUGGCCACAACAACUCGGACCACGACCACGACCACAGCGAGCGCUCUGGUGGAGAGAGUGGCAAAAGCAUCACAACAGCGUGGGUCGGCGGGUUCGUCUCCAUCACGAUCAUCAGCCUGCUCUCCCUGCUCGGCGUCGUCCUCAUCCCGCUCAUGAACAGAGUUUUCUUCAAGUUCCUCCUCAGCUUCCUGGUGGCGCUGGCUGUCGGCACGCUGAGCGGCGACGCCUUCCUUCAUCUCAUCCCCCACGCUCAGGGAGGCCACCACCACCACCACCACGAGGAUUCUGGGAUGAAUGUCUCUGUGGGAGAUCACGUCCAUGAUGAGCGAGAGGAAAACCUGGACGCUGUGUGGAAGGGCCUGACGACUCUGAGCGGAGUCUACUUCAUGUUUCUAAUCGAGCACUUCCUGACGCUGGGCAAAAUGUACAAGGACAAGAAACAAAAGAUCCAGAAGAAGUGGGACCAGAACGACAAAGCAGAUCCAGAGAAGCUGCCCGCUCUGGAAGAGAACGACCAAAAGCCGACUGAAGAUGUGGAGACCAACGGGGCCGGUAUAUUUGGCCACCACUCCAGCAGCUUGCACGGCGGCGGCGUGGCGGAGGAGGAGCAGGUGAUGCUGGCGCCGCAGGUGUCCGUCGUCUCGCCGCAGGGUUACAGCGGAGCGUCGGGGGCCGCCGCCUACACCGCCGAGGACUGCGAGAACAAAUGCCACUCCCACUUCCACGACACGGUGGGCCAGACGGACAGCAUGCACCACCACCACCACGACUACCACCACAUCCUGCACCACCACCACUCCCAGAACCACCACCCUCACAGCCACUCCCACUCCUACUCAGAGCAGCACUUCCAGGAGGCCGGCGUGGCCACGCUCGCCUGGAUGGUCAUCAUGGGAGACGGGCUGCACAACUUCAGCGACGGCCUGGCCAUCGGAGCUGCCUUCACUGAGGGUCUGUCCAGCGGUCUCAGCACGUCUGUGGCUGUUUUCUGCCACGAGCUGCCUCACGAGUUGGGUGACUUUGCGGUUCUCCUGAAGGCCGGUAUGACGGUGCGUCAGGCCAUUCUCUACAACGUGUUGUCGGCCAUGAUGGCCUACUUGGGUAUGGUGACCGGUAUCUUGAUCGGACACUACGCAGAGAACAUCUCCACGUGGAUCUUCGCCCUCACAGCCGGGCUCUUCAUGUAUGUGGCUCUGGUGGACAUGGUGCCCGAGAUGUUGCAUAACGACGCCGGCGACCACGGCUUCAGCCACUGCGGCUUCUUCCUGCUGCAGAACGCCGGCAUCCUGCUGGGCUUCUGCAUAAUGCUGCUGAUCGCCAUUUUUGAGCACAAAAUCCAGCUGGACCUGGGAUACUGAAGGAGAGCUGUUUCACCCUGAGCUCCUCCACGUGUCUCCGUCAGAAGCGUUGUGUGCUUUUAUUUGUUGUUCUACGCAGGUCCAGUCGCCUUGAUUUAGUUGGUAUUUUCACCUGCUGUAGGAAGAAGCAUCAGUUCAAAUGUUAUGUAGGAAGUUGCAGAGCGGUUUCUCUCUGUGUCGACAAACUCGUGACCUCUAAAUGGGAGAUAACGGUGUAAAAAAAAACACCACCAGAAGCCUCAUUCCAUCAUUUUUCACGUGUUGGCAGGUCAUAUUGACAAUGAAUCCAAUGAGACGUGAAGGCAGCAGGCCCCCCGACAUCUUUUGCCAUCAUAUUUAAUUCUGUUUUUUUUUAUUUAAUUUGUCUGAUUUUGUGGUUUGUUUAUCUUAUGUGUUUCUGCUGCUGAGUCAAACCAGAUCAGUAUUCCAGUAGAUACCUAGAGCACCAUCAGCCCCACCGUUAGUACAACGCCGUACUGGGUAACGAGUUACAUUUAAAGUUUUUAAGGUGAUGUAAAACUGUCUCUUGUUUCCUGUUGGAGUUGGUUGCUUUGUUCAACCCGCGUUUCAAAACCCAAAGAUAUUCAGAAAGAAAACCACAAAAUAUCAAUUUUAGAAGCUGGAACCAGUAAAUAAUAAUGAAUUAAUGGUAAUAAUAUAUUUUUAUUCUUGUUACAGAAUCAUUAUCUGUUGCUUUCAGCUCUGUGUGUGUUGGAGUGGCUCCCCCUUGUGUGUGUUGUGGCUUAGUGCAGCAAUGACAGGAUAAAACUAUUCUUUAUCAUUUGUUACAUUUAUAAAAAACUCGGACUCUGCAGAGGCACGUUUGCAUCACUUAAAGAGUUUAUCAAGUUAAAAAAAAAAAGCAACACGAGCCUCGUCUCGUAGCAUCAUGUCACGCUUGAAUCAGGCGGACUUUACAGACUGUACAGAUCUGGGAGCAAAGCUCUGACGUGCUUCACAGAGAGCAGAAGGGUGCUCUGACGUGUGCUUUUACCACGCUGCUAGUGUUUGCUGCCUUUAAUAUCAGAAAACCAUGUAAAUGAAGUUCUCCUCUGGCCUCAGAAAGCUCUGAGACGGGAGGACAACCAGAGUGAGGAUAUGAAGCCGCAGUAAAAUCCAGGAGGUGGUUUGGAAAUCGCGGCCUUUUAUUCAGUCUGAUGGUCUUUCUUUAACCACGUUAGGAGCAUCAGCCUCUCUGUGAGGAGGCCUCGGGGAGGGAUCAGAAAUAUAAUGCAAAGUUGCAUUUUGUACGUUGAGCUAAAUCAGCAGGGAGUCCGUCCAUUAAGAGAACCUGAUUGGUUGUCAUGGCAACGAGCUCCUUAAAUUAGACAAAAAGACACAGCUGUGUUUAGUUGAGACGAGUCUUUACACCUAAACUGGAUAUUAAGUGAUUAUUAACAAUUAAUUAUCCUUUCAAUGAUGUUAUCACUGAGGAUUAAAUGAAAACUCAGAUCCUCUUUUGUUGUCACCUGAUUUUCUGAACUGUGCGUAUUAAAAACCGCCUCAGUUCACAUUUUGUGUCAAAUUGCAAUUGAAAUAGUUUUUGGUGUCGAGCAUUUCCUGUUACGACUUGUGAACGUUUGCAUUUAUGCCGUUUGUUUGUGAUCAGCUGCAGAGUUCAGAACAGGUCUUAGUUUUGUUUUCUUGUGAGACGUGCACUAAUUUGUGAGGUAGAAAAAUCAACAAGAGAUGUAACAUGUUAGUAAUGUGGAGCCUUAAAAAAAUAAUCGUCUCUCCUGCGAAGGUUUUUGAUGUGUGAUUGAAAGCAAUUAUCAAAAAAACAAAAGUGAACCUGGAUGAGUUUGAAUUUGGCUUCAAGGGGGGGGGGGCGCUCUUUCCAUUUUGGCCUUGCAGUCUAAACACUGGGCAGAUCUGACGUGUGGUCUCUGCUGGGAAGUGAACCCCAAACCCUGACAGGUCUGCACAUGUGGAGCAGAACAGGAUCUGCAUUCCUAUUCAUUUUAAAGAAAUGUUUUGUGUUUUGGAUCAAGGCUAAUUCCAGCACACCAGUGUGUUUUUGUUGUUACGUUUCCUUUUAAUUUUAAGGCUGCCUGUUUAUACAGAUAAGCUUUAAGAGUUUAUAUGGGGGUUUAGAAAGAAAAACACCUGGAGAGGUCUUGACUCUGUUAAAGUUAGUGGUGAUGGUGCAUGUUGGCAGCUGUUUGAUCGAGCAUGUCGAAUUAGGGGUGAAAGUGACGACGACAUCAGUGUGUUUCCUCUUUUAUAUUCAAAGCACCAGAAUGUGUUUGUUAAACGCCAUUUAAACACGCGCUCAGUGAUGUGGUUUCUCUGCCAAAAUUUGAUUUCCACUUUUCUCCAAAUAUCUCCAAAUUAACACUUUCACGCACAACUCGAGGUGACUUAGCAGGCGUGUUAAAGCGAGUAGGGUUUGACUUUCUAUUUCCUGUUUGUCUACAAACGGGUGGAACACUAUCAGUGACUUGUAGAAGAGACGGUCUUAAACUUUAAGCGAUAUCACAUUGCGGCCCUAACCUGGCCCUCAGGAGCCUCACUGACUGGUUGGCCAUGACCUUUGACUUCUCUGUGAAACGUGUACAGGUUUGUAAGAGAAAAACCAAAUACGUCGUCUGACAAAUGCCAAGAAACUAAAGCAAAUGUUGGCAUCAAAAAGGGGAAACUGUUUGCUGUCGUGUGUGUUUUUAAAUUAUUUUUUUACUUUAUUGUUACAGUUGAAGAGUUAACGUGGCAGCUCAGCACCGAUCGUAUGCAGAGAAAACUUCUGUGUUAAAGUUUGUUAAAAUAUUACUCCAGUUCGGUUUAAAUGUGGACUUUGAUUCCAGUGACGUCUUCAUGAGCUCAGUUUGAACGGUUUUCUUUGUCAAGGUGUUUUUUUUAAAAAGCUCUGAUGUUUAGGUCAAAUAAGAAGAAAUUAUUUUCUGGCUUUAACCGCUCAGAAACCCACAAAAAGCAAGUUUCUCACUGUGUAUAUUACAUGUACAAUAUAAUUCAAAAUGUAUAUAUUCAUGUACAAGUUUGUGUUUCAGUUGUCGAGUGUACUUUCAGUCACUGUGCUGUUUGUUGUUACGUCGUAUUCAACACAAACCUAAAGAAUCUCAUUCAGAGAAAUAUUGGUGUGGAAAACGUCUUUUUGUCUAAAGGAAAAGAUAAAGUGUUUGUUCUGUUCAUGAAGGUGGAUUAACUCAUAAAGACGACAUCCACACAGCUCUGCGGUAAAUACUCACGAUUCAAUGAUCUGAAUCCAUCAUCUUUGUUUUGAAAAUGUUUUAACUGACUCGCUGAUCUGACUCAUGUCUGAGGUUAUUUGUGGUUGUGUUAAACUAAAGUCGUGUCAACAGGGAUCAUCAGGCUCCAACUGAAAAUAAAAUAAAUCUAAAACAGGAUAACAUCUGUGUCAAAGUGGAGCUGCGGUCAGAAGCGGCGGGUCUCUAACGUUAAGAACGAAAUAAAUUUCAUCCCAAGUUCAUCAAAAUUACACAAACUUUUCUUUGUUUGUUGUGAUUUAUUCCAACUCUUGUCUGCAAUGUUUUUUCUUAAUCGUUCACAAAAUAUAGUGUUUCUUUUUCAUAGGUAAAACAUAUUUACAACAAAAAGAUGAAAGAAACCCAAAUAUUUUGAACACAGGACGGCAUGUUGGAGGCGAUUUUUGCAGCACGUAACUGUCAAGUACGGAGACAUUUUUUCUUAUUUCAUCAGAUAUGAAUUGUUGAUUGAAUCAUUCCUCAGUGAGGCUUUAUUUAACAUGAGACCAUCUGAACAACUCCCUCUUAUAUUCAUGACUUCCUCACAGAGGUCAGACGAUGCUGACGUUUAUAAAAAUGUCUUGUUUUUUUUGUUGCAGCUUCAAUGAGUUCAAUUUGAAUAUUGAGUGUAUUUUAUACUCAACUGUUUCAUUUUAAAUACAUCCCCAUGAGUUACAUUUGAAAGCAGCUCAAAUCAUCGUUUUGUUAAUUUUGUAGUGUGCUGAGGCAGAUUUCUUAUAUGGCUUUAACAAUGCAUGUUUCUCUAAAUGUGUGUGUAUGUAAACAAGGUAUUUUGUCAUCACCACCAAAACUCUGGUAAAGGUUCAGCUGUUGUAAAUGUUUCAGCCACCCAGCCUCAUUCAGAAGAACACCUUCACCAACAUUGACUCGCUGCUUAAAAUCACAAUUAAUCAUCUUUCUGUGGCCUCAAAAAUGAACGUUGAGUCCAGUCAGCACCUGUAACUGUCUCCAAAAGAAAGAGUUUCACCAAACUGAUAUUUUGCUGCAGUGGUUUAGACGGUGUUUCUGUUAUUUUGUCCACCUCUGUAUUGACUCACUGCACCUUCAGGCAGCUUUGAUGUUGACUCAAUUUGCUCUGUGACAUUCCUGAACACAAAUAAACUCGCUCACCUUCCUUCAA
Messenger RNA from Micropterus salmoides (largemouth bass), 6968 nucleotides. RefSeq names its product solute carrier family 39 member 6 (gene slc39a6). Gene Ontology annotation, molecular function: zinc ion transmembrane transporter activity. The record is from RefSeq and is a predicted model, not a curated record. Gene Ontology annotation, biological process: intracellular zinc ion homeostasis; zinc ion import across plasma membrane. Gene Ontology annotation, cellular component: membrane. Lineage: Eukaryota; Metazoa; Chordata; Actinopteri; Centrarchiformes; Centrarchidae.